Molecule: messenger RNA, 387 nt
Organism: Penicillium verhagenii
Lineage: Eukaryota; Fungi; Ascomycota; Eurotiomycetes; Eurotiales; Aspergillaceae
Exons: 3
Coding region: 1-387 (128 amino acids)
Source: RefSeq, a predicted model, not a curated record
AUGAAGUCAUCAUCUUACUUCUUGUUUGUGCUUCUUCCAUUCGUUACCCACUUAGGUAUAGCAACACCGGCUGUGGAACAGUAUUCCGAUUCUCUUGAGGAGCGGAACGGAGGCAACUACGAGUACGGCAACCACCAGGGAUACGACGACCACCAGGGGUACGAUAACAAGAACAUCUGUGAGGUCAAGCAAACUUAUCCAUACUACAAGUACCCUUGUGACUCAAGCCUCUCUAAUGGCACGUCUCUUCUGGGGGCCACUUUUACUUCGUUUUGCAAAUACCAAAAUGGAAAUUCUGGAGUUUGGUAUGCCGCCCCAAGGGGAUGGGUCAAAGAAGAAGAUAAACCACGACGAUGCCCUGGUUCAUCGACCGCGUGCCCUGUAUAA